Molecule: messenger RNA, 4231 nt
Organism: Colletotrichum scovillei
Lineage: Eukaryota; Fungi; Ascomycota; Sordariomycetes; Glomerellales; Glomerellaceae
Product: DEAD/DEAH box helicase
Exons: 3
Coding region: 715-2298 (527 amino acids)
Biological process (GO): cytoplasmic stress granule assembly; P-body assembly
Cellular component (GO): cytoplasmic stress granule; P-body
Molecular function (GO): RNA helicase activity; mRNA binding; ATP binding
Source: RefSeq, a predicted model, not a curated record
CUCAAGUAAGGGAGGGACUACCUACGGUGAAAGGUCACGUGUCUCCACCUGCAGCGCUAGACCAGGAAGGCAAGGGGUCCCGCCCCGACGACACAGCUGAUGCGCACCGAAUGCACUGGGACCGGGGAUUCACCACCACAAACUUGCUUCCAGGUCCCAGGCGACUCUUCCUCCACACAACCACACACACAACCACACUCCUCUCAACCACGCAAACCCAACCACCAUCCCACAAUCCUCUUCGCGCUGCACCUCGUGGACGAAACACAUUUUACGCUGUUUCAGUAGCCCGAGUCAUCCACAAACGACACAAACAUUUCGCAAUCGCGCAACCCACGAACAACGCACCACUACCUUACCACCAACCACCAACCACAUCCCUCAACUUUCCUGCACCGAAACUCUGCCCGAGUACCGGUCAUCCAUACACACUUCCAACCAGCUGCCCUCCGGCCACGGAACCCACGACGAACUCCCACGCGACAAGUGACAAUCCUGCGAAUAUCGAAUAUUCUCCAUUGACGAUUGCCCUUUUUUGUUGUCGUCGACUCCCACAGUACCUGUCUACUUCCUAAUACCUACCGAGCACGACUCGCCCCUCGAUACACAUCGCGAAGUGGGGAAAGCAAAGCCCUUUCGCGCAACAACCUUCAACGACCGCAUCGCACUCUCUUCUCUUGCCAUUAGGCACAUAUUCCAUAAACACACAUUCAAAUGGAGGAAGCACUCGCAGAUAAGCUUAAGGCAACAAACUUGAGCGAUGGCGCCGCAUCAGAUGACUGGAAGAAGAGCUUGAACCUGCCUGCUAGGGACAACAGACAGCAGACUGAGGAUGUCACAAACACCAAGGGUCUGGAGUUUGAAAACUUCCAAUUGAAGAGAGACUUGUUGAUGGGCAUCUUCGAGGCUGGGUUCGAGAAGCCGUCGCCCAUUCAAGAAGAAGCCAUCCCUGUCGCCCUGACCGGUCGUGAUAUCCUCGCCCGUGCCAAGAACGGUACUGGAAAGACUGCCGCCUUCGUUAUCCCCGCUCUCGAAAAGAUCAACCCCAAGGUCUCCAAGAUCCAAGCCCUCAUCCUCGUCCCCACUCGCGAACUCGCCAUGCAAACAUCACAAGUCUGCAAGACUCUUGGCAAGCACCUCGGAAUCAACGUCAUGGUCACCACCGGAGGUACUGGUCUCCGAGACGAUAUUAUCCGCCUCCAGGACCCCGUCCAUAUCGUGGUCGGUACCCCCGGCAGAAUCCUCGAUCUCGCGGGCAAGAACGUUGCCGACCUCAGCGAAUGCCCCAUGUUCAUCAUGGACGAGGCUGACAAGCUUCUCUCCAUCGAAUUCACCCCCGUCAUCGAGCAGCUCCUCCAGUUCCACCCCAAGGACCGCCAGGUCAUGCUCUUCUCCGCCACCUUCCCCCUCUCUGUCAAGGACUUCUCCGACAAGAACAUGGUCAGCCCGUACGAGAUUAACCUCAUGGACGAGCUCACUCUGCGCGGUAUCACCCAGUACUACGCCUUCGUCGAAGAGAAGCAAAAGGUCCACUGCCUCAACACCCUCUUCUCCAAGCUUCAGAUCAACCAGUCCAUCAUCUUCUGCAACUCCACCAACCGUGUCGAGUUGCUGGCCAAGAAGAUCACCGAGCUGGGCUACUCAUGCUUCUACAGUCACGCCAAGAUGGCCCAACAAGCAAGAAACCGCGUUUUCCACGACUUCCGCAACGGCGUGUGCCGUAACCUCGUCUGCUCCGAUCUUCUCACCCGUGGUAUCGAUAUCCAGGCUGUGAAUGUCGUCAUCAACUUCGAUUUCCCCAAGAACGCCGAGACCUACCUGCAUCGCAUUGGUCGCUCUGGUCGUUAUGGCCACUUGGGUCUUGCCAUCAACCUCAUCAACUGGGAUGACAGAUUCAACCUCUACAACAUUGAGAAGGAUCUUGGAACAGAGAUCCAGCCCAUUCCCGCUAGCAUCGACAAGUCUCUCUACGUCUACGAGAACCCCGAAUCCAUCCCGAGACCAAUUUCCAACUUCCGCACCAGUCAGCCUAGCCAGGGCCAGCCGCAGCCGCAGCAACAGCAGCAGCCUGGUCAGAUCCAGGGCCAACAAUUGCCUCUGCAGGGUGGCCCCGCACCGGGCAACUGGCAGACUCAGCAGCCCCAGCAAGGCCAGCAGAAUGGAUAUCAGGGCGGCGGUAGGGGCCGUGGCCGUGGCCGUGGUGGCUACCGUGGUCAGAACCGUGGCGGCUAUGGCGGCCGGGGACGUGGUCAAGGCCAAGGCCAGGGUCACCCCCAACCCCAAGGACAAACGUCCUAGGGGUUCACCCAUCUCUUCUCUUUAGAAAGGCGUUGUGGCGUAUGCAGUCGCGGCGGAACACGCGACUGCGUUUUGUUUGGAUUGUACAUAGUUCCUCUUCUUUUCAUUCUCUCCUGAUUUUGGAGGCGACACGGCACGAUUAGACUGGGUCGGGCACCUCAUCCAUGCUCAUCAUGAGCCUCUAGGUCCCUCUCACCACUCACGAUCACGAAACACGAAAAAACACUCGAUCAGACCUAUACGACUCGUCGCUAAGCAACAAAAGCUUCGUCACAUAUUCGCAAACUUUUGACCUGUACCAUACCCCAACGGAUCUUACUGGUCUUUUGUUUGGCUUCUUUUCUUUUUCCUUCGGCCUUCUGACGACGGGCACUUUCUACCCGGACUGGAAAUGCAUGCUGUCUGGAGACGACAGAACGAACAAGACGACAGGCUGAGCCAUCGAAAAAAACAACAUUAACCACGGGGCGUGACGUCUAGCGUCAGACGAGCCACCACACCCCUGGCAUGGAAAUAACCCGCUCCCAUCUUAUCAUGUCAUGUGCUUCUUUAACGACGGCGUUAGGGGGGAAACAAGCGGCUGAAACGGUAUCAGCCCGGAACGGCGUUCGCAUGGAUGGCGGGCCACAUUUGAUUUCUGGUGGACAAAAGGGGAGUUGGCCCUCGCGGUCGAGGGCGGCAACACUACGGGACGAGGGCGGUUCGGUACCUCAUCUCUGGUUUAUGCGCCGCGGUGUCUUUUGAGUAUUAAUCAAUCGAUCACGGAGACGACUGAUGUUGGGAUAUGACACGGAGGGCGACGGGGUGGCUGGCAUCCAACGGCGUCUGUCGGAGCACGAUUUUCAUCGUCGUGCAUUUUCUUUGGCAGGGGAAGGUUUGGUUGGAGGCCCUCCGUCCGGGGUAGGAGGAGGAGCGUUUGUCGUCGGUCGACUGACAAAGCCAAGAUAUUGCUUCUUGGCUCCCGAACUCAAAACGGAGGUUUCGACAUGAUCCGUUACGCAUUCUACGCCUAUGCCCUGCUUCUUGCGAGAAGGCAGGCUCGACGAACGACCGCAGAAAUACCCGAGUAUCAUUACGCUUUUUUUCGGCUCUCUGAGGCUCAACCUAACCCGGCUCUUCGAGUGUCUCGUCUACCUUGCGAGGUAGCGCAGACGCCUGGGAUGAGCUGGCUUGGGUUGGCUUGUUGGGAGAGCGAGCGGCCUCUUUUGGUACUCACAUCAACAAGAAAAUAACGCAAAAAAAAAAAACCGUUUUGGGAGAGAAUCGCUGGAUGGGCUAGAUGGCUUUCGGACUGGUGUGGUCUUCAAUGUGGCACCUACUGUCUACGGGCAGAGUGUCAUGGACCGGAACCGGUGGGCUAGAUAGUUGUCUGAGCAUUUGGAGUGGCAAUCAAGACACAAUUCUCUCUCACAAUCAUUUCUUCGGUGAUCUCGAUGCAUGUGUGAUUUCGUUCUCACUAGGCCAGCAGCUCGCUGUUUCAGCUCAUCUGAUUGUUGUUUUCGUUGCGAAGCACGAUCGACGUGUCUACUGCGACCCAGGCUGCCAGUUGACCUGUCUGACGGGGACGUCACAGGUGGUCUUGUCAUAAAAUCUAGGGUUAUCGCCGGAGCGCUGUUGAUAAACUCAUGUCUUCGGAGAUCAUUUCACGCGGCACCUGUGAGCUUUUGGGGGGGAAAAGCUCAGGUCGAUGAUGUACACGUCCUGGAUUUCCCCCAAAGAAGUUAUGCCGUGAUGGCUCCUUCUCUCGACGAUACCAGGAGAAACGGCCAGCCGGUCUCAGCCUAGUCCGAAUAGGUAUCUGGAGAUCUGGAGGGUGGGCGGUUAGUAUAUAAGGGCCUCCUUCGUGCCCGUUGAUGGUAGAAAUGCCAGAGUGAGAUGAUUUGUUGCGUGUUGGUGGUCGUCCAGUGUGGUGGCGCCGAGAACUGUUGGGGUG